Messenger RNA from Chelonia mydas (Green sea turtle), 4648 nucleotides. RefSeq names its product G protein-coupled receptor kinase 2 (gene GRK2). Gene Ontology annotation, molecular function: G protein-coupled receptor binding; ATP binding; G protein-coupled receptor kinase activity. The transcript has 21 exons. Gene Ontology annotation, biological process: regulation of signal transduction; regulation of the force of heart contraction; protein phosphorylation. Bases 651 to 2720 code for a protein of 689 amino acids. NCBI's taxonomy places the organism in Eukaryota, Metazoa, Chordata, Testudines, Cheloniidae. The record is from RefSeq and is a predicted model, not a curated record.
CUGCAGCCGGAGAGAGACCCAAGCUAGCCCGUGCUGUAGCCAGUGUGGCGGCCAGGCGAGGCUGGAGGAGGCAUAGCGGAACCACUCGAUCUUGCCUCUCUCGCUAUUUUCAUGACCUAGUGAUCUGACAUUUUAUCGGAUUGUAUUUUUUGCGGUGGCUUUGGCACAGGUUUCUUUCUUCUCCUCUCCUGGUACCCCCUCGGCUAGCCCUGCCCGCCGCUUGCCCAGACUCACACACAGACACACAACUCAGGAAACAGAAGCAGUUGUCAAGGGGGUGGGAGACCAGCAAACCCGUAGCCGCAUCCACGGCGAGGCAGGCCCGCCUCCCCUGCAAACACGCGCGGCGCCUGAGAGAGGAAGGGGAGCCGCUCGCAGAGGAGGCGAAGCUGAUCAGAAAUAAGGAAGAAGUGGAAGGGGCUGUCGCUGCAAAGCAUCAUGUGGAUCUGUUGGUGAAAGGGGUGGGGGAACAACACCCCCCCUCUUCUUUCCCACCCCAGCCCCUCCGGCAUCUAGAGGGGCAGAGAGGGGGCUCGGUCGGUAGCUGAGGCCGGAGACGCAAAAAUUAAUAAUCUCUUAAGGUAUUUAAAAAAAAGAGAACCAAAAAAAAAAAAAGAAAGAAAGGAGAAGAGAGAAGAUUGCCUGGCAAGAUGGCCGACCUGGAAGCGGUGCUAGCGGAUGUGAGCUACUUGAUGGCUAUGGAGAAAAGCAAAUCCACCCCUGCAGCCCGGGCCAGCAAGAAGAUCCUGUUACCUGAGCCCAGCAUCCGCAGCGUCAUGCAGAAAUACCUGGAGGACCGGGGCGAAGUGACCUUUGACAAGAUCUUUUCUCAGAAGAUCGGGUACCUGCUGUUCCGGGAUUUCUGCCUGAAUCAGGUGGAGGAGGCGAAGCCGCUGGUGGAGUUCUAUGAAGAGAUUAAGAAAUAUGAGAAACUGGACUCGGAGGAGGAUCGAGCCACCAAGAGCCGCCAGAUUUUCGACCAGUACAUCAUGAAGGAGCUGCUGUCCUGCUCCCAUCCCUUCUCCAAGAGCGCCACAGAGCACGUGCAGAGCCGGCUCAGCAAGAAGCAGGUGCCACCAGAUCUAUUCCAGCCGUACAUUGAGGAGAUCUGCCAGAACCUGCAUGGAGCCAUCUUCCAGAAAUUCAUCGAGAGCGACAAAUUCACCCGCUUCUGCCAGUGGAAGAACGUGGAGCUGAACAUCCAUCUGACCAUGAACGACUUCAGCGUGCACCGGAUCAUCGGCCGCGGCGGCUUCGGAGAGGUGUACGGUUGCCGGAAAGCGGACACGGGCAAAAUGUAUGCCAUGAAAUGUCUGGACAAGAAGCGCAUUAAGAUGAAGCAGGGGGAGACGCUGGCCCUAAAUGAGCGCAUCAUGCUGUCUCUCGUCAGCACCGGGGACUGCCCCUUCAUCGUGUGUAUGUCCUACGCCUUCCAUACCCCUGACAAACUCAGCUUCAUACUGGACCUGAUGAAUGGGGGCGACUUGCAUUACCACCUCUCUCAGCACGGGGUCUUUUCCGAGGCCGAGAUGCGCUUCUACGCUGCCGAGAUCAUCCUGGGCCUGGAGCACAUGCACAACCGCUUCGUGGUGUACCGGGACCUCAAGCCAGCAAAUAUCCUGCUGGAUGAGUUCGGUCACGUCAGGAUCUCGGACCUGGGACUGGCCUGUGAUUUCUCAAAGAAGAAGCCUCAUGCCAGUGUUGGCACGCAUGGGUACAUGGCGCCGGAGGUGCUGCAGAAGGGUGUGGCUUAUGACAGCAGUGCCGACUGGUUCUCUCUGGGCUGCAUGCUCUUCAAGUUGCUGAGGGGGCACAGCCCCUUCCGGCAGCACAAGACCAAGGACAAGCAUGAGAUCGACCGCAUGACCCUGACCAUGCCUGUAGAGUUGCCCGACUCCUUCUCGCCUCAACUGCGCUCCCUACUGGAAGGGCUGCUCCAGAGAGAUGUCAACCGGAGGCUGGGCUGCAUGGGGCAUGGGGCACAAGAGGUGAAGGAGGAUCCUUUCUUCCAGAGCCUGGACUGGCAGAUGGUUUUCCUGCAGAAGUACCCACCGCCCCUGAUCCCGCCACGUGGGGAGGUGAAUGCGGCUGACGCCUUCGACAUCGGGUCUUUCGAUGAAGAGGACACAAAAGGGAUCAAGCUGUUGGAUAGCGACCAGGAGUUGUACCGCAACUUCCCGCUCACCAUCUCGGAGCGCUGGCAGCAGGAGGUGACGGAGACCGUCUUCGACGCUGUCAAUGCUGAGACUGACAAGCUGGAGGCCCGCAAGAAGGCCAAGAACAAGCAGCUGGGCCACGAGGAGGACUACGCCCUGGGCAAGGACUGCAUCAUGCACGGCUACAUGUCUAAGAUGGGCAACCCCUUCCUGACACCAUGGCAGCGGCGAUACUUCUACCUGUUCCCCAACCGGCUGGAGUGGCGAGGGGAGGGCGAGUCCCCGCAAUCCCUGCUCACCAUGGAGGAGAUCCAAUCCGUGGAGGACACUCAGAUCAAGGAGCGCAAAUGCAUCCUCCUCAAGACUCGGGAGCAUAGGCAGCUCAUCCUCCAGUGUGAUAGCGACCCUGAGCUGGUGCAGUGGAAGAAGGAGCUGCGCGACGCCUACCACGAGGCCCAGCAGCUGCUGCAGCGGGUGCCCAAGAUGAAGAACAAGCCACGCUCGCCCAUAGUGGAGCUCAGCAAGGUGCCGCUGCUGCAGCGCUCCAGUGCCAAUGGCCUCUGACCCCCACGCCCCCCUUUUUCCCCCGGCUUUAAUUUAUUGGGUUGGGUUUUACUCGCACCCCCAGCGGAACCGUAACUGUUAAUUUGCUGAUCCUUGUGACUCCCGCCCUGCCCCCUACUGGAGGAGGUGGGGCAUCUGGAGGGCGUGAGGCAGACUCCGCCCUCUCCCUAUUUGGGGAUGGUUCCUACAUUCUGGAUCCAUUUCUCCCCUCCUUCCCAUCUCAGCUCAUGGGGCAGGGGUGCUGGCCCUGCCCCCAGCAGGACGCGGGAUGCAGGGAUCACAGGGAAGAACUUCCUCUUUGGCACUUAACUUCCUCCUUUCUCUCUCCAUUAUCAAAUCGUUGUUGGUGCUGGAGAGCUCUGUGGUGGAGGGGGGCAUGGCCCAGAUCCCUGGCACACUGGAGGGCUCUGUCAGCGGGGGGGUUAUGGCCCAGGGUAUGCCCUUCCCAGCCUGUAGAAUGCAGUGAGCAUUGGCGAGUAGGGGACAGACCUUGCCUCCAGCCCCUUCUCCAUGGGUUACCAGCUCUUACUGGAAGGGAAUCCAGCCCCAGCAAUGCUGUCCCAUGGCUGAGGACCUACAGUGCCAUCUGAGAGCGUUGGGGCUCAGGAUUGGUCCUGCUUUGAGCAGGGGGUUGGACUAGAUGACCUCCUGAGGUCCCUUCCAACCCUGAUAUUCUAUGAUUGGCCAGGGGCCCAAAGGGGUGGGGGCUGGGUGUGGGAGGAGCUUCACUGCCUGGCAGGAUCAGGCCUGGGGGGGGGACCACCGAUUCCAAGAGGAAGAGUCACAUUAGGAAUGAACAACGAAUUAUCUGAUGGAGGCAAAUACCUUCCCCCCCACCGCACCCCUUCCCCCGGCAGCCUCUGCCCAUGCCGACAGCCCCAGCCCUGCGCUCCUGCCCCCACUGUGCCAGUGCCCCUCAGUUCUGACCCCACAGCCCCACCCCCCCCGCUAUUGCAUUGCUAGGAUGCCCGCCUCCCAGGGUAUUUAUAAUAAACUGUGCCAAAUAGCAAGAUGCCAGUCCCUGACCUGGCAGACACAGGCAACUCGUUUCACCCAUGAGCGAUGCCAAACCCAAACCCAGGUCUGUGCAGGUGGAACUGCCCCCAUUGUGCCACGUCUCUGCCCUCCCAAGGAGACAGGCGCUUUGCUGGGCCCUAGCCUUAGGGGCACCUGGGCCUUGUGCCAAAGGAGAAGGAAGAGUUGCCUGAUGCCAGUGCUGUCCGGCUGGCUGGGGUGGGGGCUGAGCUUUGCGGGGGGGGAGGGGGGCGGUUGUUGCUCAGCUAGCCGGAGGGCCAGUGCCAACACCAAGUGCUGUGUGUCUGAGUCCAAGGACGGCCAAUGUAAAUAUGUCUGUGCCAUGGAGCCCCUGUGCCCAGGGGUGCUGGCCCUGCUGCCCCCUCCCAUCCAUGGCCCCCUGUAUUAUUGCUCCAGCCAGACCCCCCAGCUCCUCUCCCCUCCCCCACUCAGUGUUAUAACACGCCCCCCCCCGGGGCAGGGGGCUCUUGGGGUGACUUAACCCUGGGUCCUUUUCCACCCCCUCCAUGGCGGGGUAGGAGAGAGGGCAGGGUAUGGGGGGAACAUUUGGCAAGGAGACUGGGGGAGAGGUCUCCCUUCCCCUGUUCUCCCACAUCUCCAUGGUCUCCCAGCCCCCAACCGCAUGCGAACCUGGCUGUGCUGCAUGCACCCUCCUCCCCCGCCCCGUGUGAUGAGUUCUGCCCGUUCUGCCAAUGGCUCUUUUUUUCCCCCUUGGGGAGCGAUUUCCUUGGGGGGGGGAGGUUGGCCCUCCCCCCUCGCAGUGUCUGUAAAUAUUGGUUUCUGGACCGUCUCUUCUCGGGGUUAAUUUUUUGGCCGAGUUUUGAAUGUGAUUUUAACGAGUGGAGAAGAAAAAAAGACAACUGAGUUUUAUAAUAAAAAAGUGAAAAAACGGG